UUUGCUUCCCACCCCAUAUACCCAAGUCUGGAUCUUUCUCCGUGGAGUCUCUCCUCUUCAACGCAUGCUCAAAUCCCUCUUCUUAAUUUUCGUCAUAAUCAUCAUCUAUUGAGAAUCGAGAUGCCUUCUUGGUGGGGAAAAAAAUCUCCUAAAAACAGAGUACUGCAUCCCGAACUGGAUGAAUCACAGCAAAAUCAUCAUACGAUCAAAUCGUCGGCCGGAAAUGAUACAAAUACAAGCAAAAAGAACGUCCCAAGCUUUAACGAGGUCUCCAAUACAGUAAUUUCGCCUAACUCGCGCAUUUCCCCUAGAAAUAGCAGAGAUUUCACAUCCACCGGCGCCGGAGGAAGAGUUAGCUCAGGUGGGUCUUCGGCCUUUUCCGGUUUCGAUUCAGAUAGGGCUCAUCCUCUUCCCCGACCGUCUAUUUCAUCGACUCCGUCCAUGACCACUGAUUAUAGUAGUACUGGAUUGAGAUCUGGUUCUGUCUCUGUUUCCAGCGUUAGCUCAUCUGGGUCUUCCGAGGAUGGUGGUAAUGGUAUUCACCUUGAUCAUGUCCAAUCUGGUGUUCAGAGCAGGAGACUUUAUGAUAUGAAGAUGAGCCCAAGAUCAGGUUCAAGAACAGCUACUGCCAAUACAUCUCCGAUUCAUCCGCGAUUUUCUGGGUCGAAUUUGGAUUCCCCAACAGGAAGAAUCGAGUGCCACCCACUUCCUCUUCCUCCUCCUCCAGGCUCUCCUACCAGACCUCCUUCCCCAUUAUCAAACACAAGAACAUCUCCAGUAAUCGAUACCAAUCAUCUAAAUUGUAUCUCUAAAUGGAAGAAAGGAAGGCUUUUAGGAAGAGGAACUUUUGGACAAGUUUAUCUUGGCUUUAACAGUGAGAGUGGUCAGAUGUGUGCAAUUAAAGAAGUGAAGGUUAUUUCUGAUGAUCACACUUCAAGAGAAUGUCUGAAGCAAUUGAACCAGGAGAUCAAUCUUCUAAAUCAGCUUUCUCAUCCGAAUAUAGUCCAAUACUAUGGAAGUGAACUGGGUGAAGAGACAUUGUCUGUUUAUCUGGAAUAUGUAUCUGGAGGUUCCAUUCAUAAACUACUCCAAGAAUAUGGUCCUUUUACAGAACCCGUUAUUCAAAGCUACACUAGACAGAUUCUAUCCGGACUUGCCUAUCUCCAUGGACGAAAUACUGUACAUAGGGAUAUCAAAGGGGCAAAUAUUUUGGUCGAUCCUAAUGGUGAAGUCAAGCUUGCAGACUUUGGAAUGGCCAAGCAUAUCACAGCAUGUUCAUCAAUGCUUUCUUUCAAAGGAAGUCCUUACUGGAUGGCACCUGAAGUUGUGAUGAAUAUGAAUGGUUACAGUCUUCCAGUAGAUAUUUGGAGCUUAGGAUGUACAAUUCUCGAAAUGGCUAGUUCUAAACCGCCUUGGAGCCAAUACGAAGGGGUGGCUGCUAUAUUUAAAAUUGGUAACAGUAAGGAUAUUCCUGAAAUACCCGAUCAUCUUUCGAGCGAAGCCAAGAGUUUCAUAAGCCUGUGUUUGCAACGAGAACCUUCAGCGCGGCCUUCAGCCUUGAAGCUCCUCGAACACCCUUUUGUCCGGGAUCAAGGAAGCCCUAGAUUUUAUUCUGAUGGAAAUCGAUCCCCGGCAACUAGUUCUAGACAAAGUGUGACAGUAAACUCGAGACCUAUACUGAGCUCAAGGGAAAUUGGAAGAACUAUAACUUCUUUACCUGUAUCUCCUUGUUCUAGUCCAUUGAGAGAUUAUGGAGCAGCAUACAAAAGCUGUUUUCUAUCGCCUACACAUCGGUCUUAUGCUUUUGUGGGACAAAAUGUAAAUAACGCGAGAGAUUAUCAUAGUAGACAACCGGGGAAAAUAUAUACUCCUGAACCGAGUUAUAAUAGAGAGAAUAAUCAGUUUAAAUUCCAAACAUCGAGCACAUUCCCUCAAUGAGACUAAUGAUCUCGCUUUGUGUAAAGUUUGAGAAGAGAAGAAUUGGGAAUGAAGAUGUUUUUGACAAAAAUUCCUUUUGUUCUCUCUUGUUGUAAAUGGACUAUUUGUUACAGCCUUGUUAAAUGUGGUUUAGUACUUC
This is a messenger RNA of Impatiens glandulifera, 2077 nucleotides long. Its product is annotated as mitogen-activated protein kinase kinase kinase 3-like. Lineage: Eukaryota; Viridiplantae; Streptophyta; Magnoliopsida; Ericales; Balsaminaceae. Gene Ontology annotation, biological process: protein phosphorylation. The record is from RefSeq and is a predicted model, not a curated record. The coding region runs from base 121 to 1938 and encodes 605 amino acids. Gene Ontology annotation, molecular function: ATP binding; protein kinase activity. The transcript has 10 exons.